UUCUUCUCUCAUAAUAGAUCACAUCACCACAAGCUGCUUCCUUCCUUCUACUUCCGCUUCCGAACCUUUUCAAUUCACGCUGCUUACUUUGGCUGCUGCACCAGCUUCAAAAUUCCCUAUUCCUUAUCGCAUAAACCCCUUACUCGGUUCUGGAAAAAUAUCCGUACUAUCGAAGAAAGUGAGCUUGGACGACCAUACAUACAUGGGGGCCAGCAAUGACCCGACCCAAGACGGAUUGGACGAGCAGCAGAAGCGGUCGGAGAUCUACACCUACGAAGCACCAUGGCACAUCUACGCCAUGAACUGGAGUGUCCGUCGCGAUAAGAAGUACCGCUUGGCCAUAGCCAGCUUGUUGGAGCAGUACCCCAACAGGGUCGAAAUUGUUCAGCUUGACGACACUAACGGGGAGAUUCGAUCCGACCCUAACCUCUCCUUCGAGCACCCUUACCCUCCCACCAAAGCCAUAUUCAUUCCUGAUAAGGAGUGCCAGAGGCCGGACCUCCUCGCCACCUCUAGCGACUUUCUCCGAAUCUGGCGCCUGUCCGACCCGGAAGAAAACCCGACGCCGCGGGUGGAGCUCAAGAGCUUCCUUAAUGGGAACAAGAACAGCGAUUACUGUGAACCUCUCACCUCUUUCGAUUGGAACGAGGUGGAGCCUAAGCGAAUCGGCACUUCUAGCAUUGACACCACCUGUACCAUCUGGGAUAUUGAGAAGGAGACGGUGGACACGCAGCUUAUCGCUCACGACAAGGAGGUUUACGACAUCGCUUGGGGUGGUGUGGGUGUCUUCGCCUCCGUCUCUGCCGACGGCUCCGUUAGGGUUUUCGACUUGCGGGACAAAGAACAUUCGACUAUCAUCUAUGAGAGCUCGGAGCCGGAUACCCCCUUGGUUCGACUCGGCUGGAACAAGCAGGACCCAAGGUACAUGGCCACCAUCAUCAUGGACAGUGCCAAGGUUGUCGUCCUCGACAUUCGUUUCCCGACGCUUCCUGUGGUUGAGUUGCAGAGGCAUCAAGCCAGCGUGAAUGCCAUUGCUUGGGCUCCUCACAGUUCUUGCCAUAUCUGCACUGCAGGGGAUGACUCUCAGGCUCUGAUAUGGGAUCUUUCCUCAAUGGGCCAGCCAAUGGAAGGCGGGUUGGAUCCUAUUCUUGCAUACACCGCCGGGGCGGAGAUUGAGCAGCUUCAAUGGUCUUCAUCUCAGCCUGACUGGGUUGCGAUUGCUUUUUCCACCAAGCUUCAGAUUCUUAGGGUAUAAAGGAUUGGUAUUUUCGUUCACCCAAUUGUUACACAAAGUAAAAGUGCUGGACAUGGUAUCUGGCUUCUGCCACUGAACAUGCAUGGUGGAUUUCAGGUUUAUAGUUUUACUUCCUCUUGUAAACAUGCUCCUGCCCUAUUUGGAUGAUACUGAUGACGUUUUGUCUCCGCUGUUCUGGCAAUUGCAUGGAGUGUGAAUCAUCAUGUCCGUUAUCAUUUAGGUCCCCCAACUCUCUUGUUCGAAAUUUUGAUCAUUUUUUCUUCAGUUCAGUGACUUUUAUGCUAGUGCCUUCAGGCUACUGGCCUUCCCUUGUUUGUUUUGCCCAUUAAACCUGCUAACUCGAAAGAAUUAGUGCAAUGCAAAUGAUGGUUUUAGAAAUGAAAUGAUUCAUGCACAAUCUCAUACAUGGAUGUACCCGGGUUCAAUUUUUGAGGGAAAGACCAUUUGAUACUACUGACAGGGAAAUCACUGAGGAUUGUUUACUGUGAAGGUACGAUUUGGAAUUUAAACGAAGAGCAAAGUAGGCUUCGCGGUGUAUUGAUAGUAAAAGCUUGAUCCCUGUUUUCCCUUUUGAUCUACAUAUGAUUUCGGCUAUGAUAUUUACGUUAUCAAACGUUGCUUUUACAAUGUGCAGGGUUCUUUCACUAGUUAUGUGGUUGUCCUAUAUGUCGGUCUUCACCUUUUUGGCAUCAGUAAAUUAAAUUUGGUCAUUGGAAACCACUCCAAUUUUUUUCUCUCUCUUGGACAUUUUGUUUGGUGCCAGUUGUAUAACUUUUUUUUUUCUAGCUUCAAAGAGAAUGAAUAUGGUGGAAAGUAUUACUAUUCAGUGAGAUAAUCAUGAGUUUGGCUAACCUCACCUACUUGUAGAAAGUCUCUUUUCUCUUAAAUCAUGCUCUUCGUCGUGGGGAGCCUUGUCUUGCGAUCAAUCUAGGCGCACCGUGAUAAACGAAACUUGCAAUAGACCGAGUAUGAGACAGGAUGGUCUAUUAUACUAUUUAUCUUCAAAAGUAGAGAGAAAAAGCAUUAGGAGAUGGGCAUCGGUAGUGAAUUUUCAACCUGAGAUCUGAUAAAAAUCUGUUGUUUCCUGGUUCCAUGUGUCUCUAUUUCCAUUUCACUCAGAGAUUGAGACUAAUAAUAAAUGAAGAAGUAAAAAUAUAAUUGGUAAAUUAAGCAUCAAAUCCAAAGCAUAUUACGUUGGCAAUGAUUGUUCAAUUAUUACUGAUUAAAAGGUGCGUACAGCCUUUAAGCCAGCAACGUAGCAUUCCAGAGUAAAAAGGAGUGAGUAUGAAGCGUAUAAAUAUGGUCUUGUAUAAAUAAUUAGAUGUUGAUGAUUUUGUUAUUUUGCCCAGUCUAGUACUUACAAGGAACCUGCAUCCGGAGUGUACUUCUCCGGAUUUUAUGAAGGCAGUCUAGUCAUGUUGGCAAAUGACGUCCUUGAUUGGGAUGCUCGGGUGACAAAUCAUGCAUAGCUUUAAUUCGCUUCAGAGGACGUCCGUGACAGUAUCUUCUGGGUGACACAAUAUUGCCAGAUGAUGCUUUCACGUUCCACCAUUCUGGUCCACCUAAAGUCGUCGCCAUUUUUUGUGCAGCUAGACGUGUGUCUGAAUCAGGACCUGGGAGUCAGAACAAGAACGCAAGCUUGUUACAUGAGUCGUGAGUGGGAACUAAGUUAGCAGUAAAGGGGAUCCACUUAUGUCGGUGAAUCAAUGCUGAUGAAUGAACUGUCAUUUAUCAAAGAUCAAAUUUGUGGUGAACAAAUGGAAGAAGAAGAUCGCAUUGGCGGCUGCUUGCCCUUCUAGAUGGGGAGGGCCAAAAUUUAUCGCAUGCACUACAAAAAUGAUCAAACAAAUCUCCUGAAAGAAGAAUCAUCGGAUCUCACUUCUAUUUUAUGCUGCAUGAAUGGUGGUUGAAAGCUUGACUUGUCAAAAUGGUAAUAUUCCUCUUCGGGAGGAUCUGGAUAUGAAGGUGUUGGAUAACAAGGGAGUGCUACUUCGCAAGGCUGGGCAAUGUUACAGUACUGAGGGUGAAUUUUGAUGUUACUAUGUGGGUGCAUACUCGGAUGAACCAUGAAAUCAACUUGUGGCUGAACAGUGAAAUCCACUUCAGGACGAGAGUUCUGCAUGCUUUCCAACUUUUAAAAGCCUUUUUGUCAAGAUUUGCGGAUUCACGUUGCCUAACACGGUUACCCUAGGCUGCAAAGGGUCUAUAUCCAUCUUCAGAAAACCUAACAAUGUGAAUCAUAACAGUCAGCACCUAAAGAGCCAGAAGACAUGUAAUAAGUUUAAGCUCGUAUGUUCUGGCGUUCAAGUGAGGGUACAAAGUGGAACAAAGAAAAAAUAAAGAGAAACCGAAGUAAGUAGAUGAGUUUAAAGAGAGAGGAUCAGCACCUUUAAGUCUACUUCCUUUGCUAUGUUCCUGAUCAGUAAGGGUCCAGGAGGGCCCAAAGGGAGGUAGGAAAUGUAAAAUUAGGAAGCUUUCUGGGGUAGUCUACCUCUUGCAGUGGCCACCCUAUUUUAUACGCAGCAGAAAAACAGAGGAACAGUGCUGAACAUAAUGUGUACAUUUGCUUUUCAAUAUUAUAAAGUAUUUGCAUGCACCUUCUCUAAUUUUGUUCCAACGAAAAAUCAUUUUGGGACAGCUCUGACCAAAGCUUAACCUUCAGAUAUUCACAAGUUUUUCCCCCUCAACCUUUCCUUUGUGCAAUUCGCUACAUAUUGUUAGUUGUAACUUCAGAAGUACUUUAAAUUUACUGUUCAGCACUUGUAGCAUUCAGCACUCGUAACAUUGUUUUUGCUGCAGAAGUAGAAAGUUGGUUUUACUAUGACCUUAAACAUUAA
Molecule: messenger RNA, 4092 nt
Organism: Prosopis cineraria
Lineage: Eukaryota; Viridiplantae; Streptophyta; Magnoliopsida; Fabales; Fabaceae
Product: WD repeat-containing protein LWD1-like
Exons: 5
Coding region: 203-1255 (350 amino acids)
Cellular component (GO): nucleus
Molecular function (GO): protein binding
Source: RefSeq, a predicted model, not a curated record